CCCAUACCCAUUUCAAAAGCUUUUAUAAGAAGCACUUAGUAAAUAGUAGCUAAUACUGUAAAAACAUACUUAAAUUAAAAAAAAAAACAAAAGAUACGCAUAUGCAAAGAUACACAAAUAGUAUUUAAAAUGCCAAUAGGAAGUAUUAUAAAAAAAGCAUCAAGCUUUAUACUCGGUGAAGAAAUAAUUAAUAAAAAAAUCGAUAUUUCUUACGAAGACAACGAAAUUCUCUUCUGCAAGAACAAUGUAUGCAUUCAUCCGCCUACAAUCGCUCGUCAUGAAUUCGAUAUAUUGCACAACCCAGGUUAUUUAACAUGCACUACAAAAACAUUUGUUGAUCAGUAUAACUGUGCUAAAAGGCCUACUCUUCUUCUCACAUGGAUCCCAAACUCUUCCCUAUGUAAAUAUACGACUUCGUCUAAGGGAGAUUCCAGGGACAAUUUCAGUCCUAUGAGAAAAAAGACAGAUUUAAGCAAUAAACACUGUUUUUUAGCGGGGUCUCAGACGACUAAUGAAAGCGACGUCCGAGAGGAAGAUGAGGACGCGUCGGAAAUGCAAGAAUUAAAAAAUGAACUACAGCCUUUGCUCGGCGGACAAACUGCAUCAAUAGAUGAUUUAACAGCGCUCCUGAAAAAUAACCCAAUAACUUCAGUGAAUAUAACAAUUUCGAAUCCCCAGAUCGAAAACACCAAUAUUUCACAAUCAUUCAACUGUAUAACAAUAAGGACAGACGGGGAUAACAGCGGUGACUGCUUCAGCGGAAACAGUGGCCAUUUAAACUCUGUUGGCCCGGCAUCUGAGGACAACAACCCAAAAUGGAUGACCCCAGAGCUACUUGCCUUUAAGCACAACUUAGAGUUCCCAGAAAGUGAAAACACGAAGACAGCCGUUCGCCGAAACACCGCACUACAGUGUCGACGUUUUUCCGUAGAUUUAAGUCAAAUGCGAUCACUCCGUCUCUUUUUCAAUGACAACAACUGCACAUCGGGUCAGCUGGUAAUUGCAUCCCGAGAAUCUCAGUACAAGAUACUUCAUUUCCAUUAUGGUGGUUUGGAUCACUUGGCCCAGGUACUUCAUCAGUGGCAUUGUUUUUUGCACAACAUCACUUUGGCCACUUGUCCAGAAAAAUUCGAUCUGCCAUACAGGCAUUUUAUGGUCUGUCGUCCUGAAGUCAAGAAAUCAGAAAUGCAUCCCGAUGAGGGCGACGUAAAGAAAAUAACUACGAACUUUUUCUACGGAACAUUGUUAAACGAAAAAGGACAGAUCGAAGAUGAUUUGUUGCUUCGGAAAUGUGUAUUUUUUGGCGGCCUUGAAAAGAGCUUACGAAAAACGGUAUGGCCAUUUUUAUUAAAGUGCUAUUCCUGUUCGUCGACAUUUGAAGAUCGAGCAGUCCUCAUGGACAUAAAGCGACAGGAGUACGACGAAAUAACACGAAAGCGUCUAUACUCAAUGUCUCCAGAGCAACAAGUACACUUUUGGAAAACCGUACAGUGCGUUGUUGAAAAAGAUGUUGUACGUACAGAUCGCACCAAUCCUUUUUUCUGUGGGGACGAUAACCCCAACACCGAGGUUAUGAAAAACAUUCUGCUCAACUUCGCUAUUUAUAAUACUGGGCUGUCCUAUUCUCAGGGUAUGAGUGAUUUACUAGCGCCUGUAUUAUGCGAGGUGCAAAAUGAGUCUGAAACAUUCUGGUGCUUCGUUGGAUUAAUGCAACGUGCAUUUUUUGUAUGCACUCCCACAGACAGUGAUGUCGACCAUAAUCUUAGUUAUCUGCGAGAGCUAAUACGGCUUAUGCUGCCACGUUUCUAUGAACAUUUGGAACACCAGAACGAUUCUAUGGAGCUCCUAUUUUGUCACCGAUGGCUUUUGCUUUGUUUCAAGCGAGAAUUUACCGAAGCUGUCGUAAUACGCAUGUGGGAGGCCUGUUGGUCAAACUAUUUGACUGACUACUUUCAUCUAUUUCUUUGCUUGGCCAUAAUAGCUGUCUAUGCCGAGGACGUGAUAGCUCAAGGAUUACGUGCGGACGAAAUGCUACUGCACUUCAGUUCCCUGGCCAUGUAUAUGGAUGGACAACUGAUUCUUCGGAAGGCUCGUGGUCUUCUACACCAAUACCGUCAAAUACCCAAAGUUCCGUGUACCUUAAGCGGCCUAUGUAAGCGAUGUGGACCUGGUAUGUGGGACUCUGAGCAUCGACCUGCACUUGAGUGUGUCGGGCAUAGUGAUGACGAAAAAUGUUCUCUUUCCAUUGACUAGCUGAUUUCCGAUUCCAUCAAUUCAAAAAAAAUUUGUAUGUCGAUGCAUUUUUCAUUACCAAAAGCAGUAAUGGCCGUAUCCCCCUACAGUUCAAGACUAAUCUACCGUGGAAAAUAGACAACGAUAAAUUUGUGAAACACACGCACAGCUGAUUCUCAUUAACCAACAUAUUCUUUUAGAGUAAGAAUUUAUUUUUUCUCUUAUGCUGCGCUCCCUCCAGAUCGACUAUAAAUCUAAACUAAAGCGAAUAUUUCUCUCGCUUACCCUGCACGCUUUUUCGCAUAAGGUUUUUAUAUCAGUGCACUCUGCCUUCACUUGAAGGAAUACUGCCAUUAUCAUAUUUUUUGCUUUUUACCCAGAUUGGCACUAAUAUUAAAUACAUUUGUUUGUAAUCCUCAUUUUUUUAAGCUUAGAUAAAAUCUGUUUUUCUUAAAAAGUUCUAUCCAUGGCUAAUUUAUGUUUUUAAAUCAAAGGAAGAAUCUCUAUAUGUAUUAUUAAAGUAUUAAUACAAACGAUCGACCAAAAACAAAAAGUUGUAAGAAAAACCUUUGCUUUUGAAAAGAAUCCAACGAUGCAUAUUCAUAUGCUUUACUACCUGCAUUCAAGUAACUCACAACACUUCGGCCCAAGGAAAAUACUGUUUGGUGUAGUUCCCAUUCAGAAAGUCGAAAAGAAAGUCGGUUUUCACAUUCCCUUUGCUUUUAACGUUUCAGCAAAAAGUCAUACAUUUCAUUUCAAGGCGAUGUUAUACCCACGCUGUUAUACCCCCGCUGUUAUACCAGCGGGGUAUACAUCACAUUUUUUUGAGAAAGUGAAACCCGGAGCUUGCCUGAAUAACCUUUUCUCCUGAAACUGCUUAACUAACUUUACAUUUGUGCUUAUGUCGUCUUUUACAAAGCUUAGUAAGACCAUUUUUACCCUCUUGACGCCUCAAACAUGGCUAGUGUGUGCAUUAUCCUCCCGUGGCGAGGAACUGUAGUAACUGUAGUAAAUACUUAUGCCAUACUCCUACUGGGACUUGUUUUGUUUCAUUCCUAUUGAAGAUACAUACUAUAUACCACAGUGCCAUGAUCUACCUUGAAUUGAAGGAAAUCUACAUAUGUGUCAAGUCAUGCUUUUUUUAAUGAUCGAACUUUAACGGUAUACAUAGGUGUAAACUGUAGUGCGUCUAAGGGCCGGUUUCUUGACUUCGGGUUGACAUUAAUCGGAAGAAAAUUGGUUUUCCCAAGAGCUCAAGCAAAGGUAAACUUGUUCAGCUUUACAAAAACAUUAUAAUUAUAUUUAUAUUCAUAUAAUAUUACAGUCUACCAAUUAAUGUAUGUAUAUUGCAAUGAAUACAAAAUGUAUUGGAACUUGGUCCAAACACCUUGCCUAAAUGCUUGUUUUAAAAAUUAGUUUUAAUUGCGUGUCUUAAAAAUUUGUUUUGUUAAAAUUGUUAUAAAAUAUGGACGUAUAUAUAAAGAUAUCGGCAGAGAAAAUAAAGUGCUAAAGGCGUACAAAUAGG
Messenger RNA from Drosophila obscura, 3757 nucleotides. RefSeq names its product TBC1 domain family member 16 (gene TBC1D16). Gene Ontology annotation, molecular function: GTPase activator activity. Lineage: Eukaryota; Metazoa; Arthropoda; Insecta; Diptera; Drosophilidae. The record is from RefSeq and is a predicted model, not a curated record. Bases 130 to 2253 code for a protein of 707 amino acids. Gene Ontology annotation, cellular component: early endosome. The transcript has 2 exons. Gene Ontology annotation, biological process: activation of GTPase activity.